Punica granatum (pomegranate) is the source of this 1281-nucleotide messenger RNA. The record is from RefSeq and is a predicted model, not a curated record. Lineage: Eukaryota; Viridiplantae; Streptophyta; Magnoliopsida; Myrtales; Lythraceae.
CCUUUCUCUCUCCUCUGUCCACCGUCUCUUUCUCUCCGACGUCUCUGUGGAGAAGUUCUUUUCUUGUGGACUGAAAAUCACCCGAGGAACAGAGCAGGAGGCCCGGGGAAGAUGGGAGACGAGAAGAAGCCCAAGUCGGCCACCGGCGUUUGGCCCACCGUCAAGCCCUUCGUCAAUGGCGGCGCCUCUGGCAUGCUCGCCACCUCCGUCAUUCAACCCAUCGACAUGGUUAAGGUGAGAAUUCAGCUGGGGCAGGGAUCGGCAGCUCAGGUGACCAAGAACAUGCUCAAGGAGGAGGGCCUUGGCGCCUUCUAUAAGGGACUGUCCGCUGGGCUGCUCAGGCAAGCUACGUACACGACUGCACGACUAGGAUCAUUUAAAAUUUUGACUGCAAAAGCAGUCGAAGCCAAUGAUGGGAAGCCCCUGCCCUUAUACCAGAAGGCCUUGUGUGGCCUAACUGCUGGUGCAAUCGGUGCUUGUGUUGGAAACCCAGCAGAUUUAGCCCUCAUUCGUAUGCAGGCCGAUGCCACUUUGCCAGCUGCCCAGCGCCGACAUUACAAAAAUGCCUUCCAUGCCCUCUAUCGUAUUGUGGCCGAUGAAGGAGUUUUGGCUCUCUGGAAAGGUGCUGGCCCUACCGUGGUCCGAGCGAUGGCACUGAACAUGGGAAUGCUCGCUUCUUAUGAUCAGAGUGUGGAAUUCUUCAGGGACUCCCUUGGUUUUGGAGAAGCUGCCACAGUUCUAGGAGCGAGCACUGUGUCGGGAUUCUUUGCUUCGGCUUGCAGUUUACCCUUCGAUUACGUGAAGACCCAGAUCCAAAAGAUGCAACCCGAUGCUGAAGGGAAGUUCCCUUACACCGGCUCAUUUGACUGUACCCUGAAAACCCUGAACUCAGGUGGACCGCUGAAGUUCUACACCGGAUUCCCCGUAUACUGUGUCCGCAUUGCACCUCAUGUCAUGCUGACAUGGAUAUUUCUCAACCAGAUCCAGAAACUGGAGAAGAACAGCGGGUUGUAAUCUAUCAACUGACUUGCUUGCCGGUUCUCCUGAUACCACUCGCAGCUCGAUGUCGAACUGUUUACUUGAGUAUUUUCCAGAGCUGCAACUGGGAAGAUCUUCCACUGUUAAUAGAGUAGUAAUAGCAGCAACAUUCAGUUGUAAAAUUUGGCUGAGCUGAACAGACCGGACGAACGGGAUUCACCAUCUGGUACUAUAUUUGAGAGUGAAAUGUUCGAUUGUGGUUUGUUAUAAGUUUACUUCAAAGAUCAUUGUUUCUUUGGUCCC